AUGCUCUUCAAGCUUACAACGCACAUUGAUAUAGAUGACGUGAUUACCAACAUUAAAAUAUUUUCGUUACUUUCUGAUGCUGGGAAACAAAGUGGUAUUUCUGCGUUUACGAAGUAUUAUUAUGCGCUAGUUGAAAUAUUAAAAGAUCAUAUUAACUUCAGAAUUGAAUUUCGUGUUGCUCGUGGCUGGGCAGGCAGAUUGAAUAACACAAGCUAUAGGCUUGGUUUUUUGGGUAUUAUGGCUCGGAAUGAGGCUGAUGUUGGAGCUUCUGGCAUAUUUAAUCGAAUUAACCGUUUCUCAGAUUUUGAUAUAAUACAUCAAGGUUGGAAAUUUGAAACUGCAUUUGUAUACCGUGCAUAUGCACAGGAACUUAGUUUCAAAAUAAAAGGAGAUAAUUUUUUGAUUCCAUUUAAAAGAGACGUUUGGUUUGCAAUUAUGUGGUUAUUUGCAGUUAUAUCCUUAGUAUAUGGGCUCCUACGUAGCGUAAAUUUCAAAUUGCGAUUGAAGAAUAAAAAAUAUAUAAUAUUGGAGAAAAAGUGUAUACGAUAUUUAACUGAGUUAACACAAAGAGGACAUAAAAGAGUAUUUAGUGAAUACUCAAAUGAUAAUCACAAUUCUAAUUUAAGAAAAAUAAAACCCGUUAGCAACAUUUUCUUAAUCAUCAUAGCCGCUAUUUGUCAGCAGACCACGAAUCCUCUUUCGCAAUCAUCUGCGAUAAGAAUAUUAUAUUUUGUGAUUUUUAUAAACACUCUUUUGCUAUAUAAUUACUAUACGUCUUCAGUUGUUUCUGGAUUAUUAUCUUCAUCUGUACAAGGACCAGCUAAUGUAGAUGAAAUAGUUACCAGCUCACUUAAAGUAUCUUUCGAAGACAUAGGAUAUUACAAGGUUUUAUUCAGA
Molecule: messenger RNA, 897 nt
Organism: Bactrocera oleae (olive fruit fly)
Lineage: Eukaryota; Metazoa; Arthropoda; Insecta; Diptera; Tephritidae
Source: RefSeq, a predicted model, not a curated record